Messenger RNA from Glossina fuscipes, 2441 nucleotides. RefSeq names its product splicing factor 3A subunit 1 (gene Sf3a1). NCBI's taxonomy places the organism in Eukaryota, Metazoa, Arthropoda, Insecta, Diptera, Glossinidae. Gene Ontology annotation, cellular component: U2-type prespliceosome; U2 snRNP; catalytic step 2 spliceosome. Gene Ontology annotation, molecular function: RNA binding; protein binding. Gene Ontology annotation, biological process: regulation of alternative mRNA splicing, via spliceosome; mRNA cis splicing, via spliceosome. The record is from RefSeq and is a predicted model, not a curated record. The transcript is spliced from 9 exons. Bases 78 to 2402 code for a protein of 774 amino acids.
CAUUUUGCAAAAUUUGCUUAUAGAAUUUUUCAUAAUUUUUUUUUUUUAACUUAAGGGUGAACAUAUAUUAAGAUAAAAUGCCAGCAAUUGAAGCAGAAAUUUUGGCCGAGAAAGCAGAUAACCUAUGUCAACAAUCGAAGCCUAUGUCGGGUCCGAUUAUCGGCAUUAUCUAUCCUCCACCUGAGGUUAGAAAUAUUGUUGAUAAAACCGCAAGUUUUGUAGCUAGGAAUGGGCCUGAAUUUGAAGCGCGUAUUCGUCAAAAUGAGUUGGGAAACCCGAAAUUUAAUUUUCUAAGCUCUGGUGAUCCCUAUCAUGCAUAUUAUCGACACAAAGUAAAUGAAUUUCGGGAAGGAAAAGAUGCAAGCGCAGCCAGCGCGGUGACGGGCAUUAAGCAGCUCUCGGUGACAAGUGCAGCGCAGCAGAAACAACAGGAGCUGCUUAAGCAGGUUGCAGAACUUCAGUUUGUACCUAAGGAGCCGCCACAAGAGUUUGAAUUUAUUGCCGAUCCUCCAUCAAUUUCCGCUUUGGAUUUGGAUAUCGUUAAAUUAACAGCCCAGUUUGUGGCCCGUAACGGUCGUCAAUUUUUGACGAAUUUGAUGAAUCGUGAACAACGUAAUUUUCAAUUUGAUUUCUUACGUCCCCAGCAUUCCCUUUUCCAAUAUUUUACUAAGCUUUUGGAGCAGUAUACCAAAAUUUUAAUACCGCCAAAAGACCUUUUAGCCAAGCUAAGGUCAGAAAGUGCUCCUGGCCGGAGUAGCGUGAAUAUAGUAUUAGAACAAGUUAAAUAUCGCGCCAAUUGGCAGAAACAUCAAGAUGCCCAAAGACGCCGGGAAGAGGAGAAAAUUGAGAAAGAACGAGUGGCUUAUGCUCAAAUUGAUUGGCACGAUUUCGUAGUGGUUGAAACUGUAGAUUAUCAACCAUUUGAAACGGGUAACUUUCCACCGCCCACCACGCCUGAAGAGGUUGGAGCUCGUGUUUUAAUGGAAGAACGCUUACAAGAAGAGGACGGUGAUAUUGAAAUGCAAAUCGAAUCGGACGACGAGGAUAGUCAAGAUGCCGUUGUAUCGAACGCUGUGAAAUUAUCUCAGAUGGAAAAUCGUGUUGGUAUUCAUAUUAGGGAUGGCGGAUAUCAACAAGCCAACAAGAAAGACAACAUACAAGUACAGGAUAUGGAUGAAGCAUCCAGUGAUGAGGAGACAGUAACUACCACAGGAAAAGUUCAACCGCCUGUAGCGCCACUUAUGCCACCAACACAUGAUAAAGUUGUUGUCAAGAAAUAUGAUCCUAAAGCGACUCAGAUAAAACCGGUCAAGCCUGCUACCACGGAUGAAUAUCUUAUUUCACCUAUUACAGGUGAAAAAAUUCCCGCAUCGAAAGUAGCUGAGCAUAUGCGCAUUGGUCUAUUGGACCCACGUUGGGUCGAACAACGCGACAAACAUACGGUCGAAAAGAUAAAUCAAGAAACAGUGUACGCUGCAGGAACAGCUAUUGAGGCCAGCCUUAAACAAUUGGCCGAGCGUCGUACAGAUAUUUUCGGUGUUGGCGAUGAAGAAACAGUAAUUGGUAAAAAGCUAGGUGAAGAAGAAACUAAAAAAGACGACCGCGUUACGUGGGAUGGUCACACUUCCAGUGUCGAAGCGGCAACCAGAGCAGCGCGAGCCAAUAUUUCAGUAGUAGAUCAAAUACACCAGAUUCAUAAGGAAAAAGGAUUGCUGCCGGAUGAGGAAAAAGAAAAAAUUGGCCCAAAACCAAUAAUUAAUAAACCUGCAGCAGUGAAUAGUUCACAGUUGCCUCACCAAACUACACCUAAGCCACCACCUCAUCCGGUGCAUAAUCAAUCAUUACCGCAGCAUCAUCAUCACGGCGUGCCCCAACAGCAGCAACAAUCGCAUGCUUUGCCUCAAGCUCCACCAGUUAUGAUGAUGCCCAUGCGUCCGCCUCCAAUGAUACCACCUCCAUUCCCUGUAACUGGUUAUAUGGGGCAGAUGCCAGCGGCUGGACCGCCGCAAAUUACGCCGGCUCCACCAGUUCUGGAUCAGGGUAUUGUAGACGAAGAACCACCAAACAAGAAAAUUAGAUCAGAAGAUAAUCUCGUACCCGAAGCUGAUUUCAUUGCUAUGCACAAGAGUCCCGUCACAAUUCAAGUGCAGAUUCCUAAUGUUAUUGACAAAUCUGAAUGGAAACUUAACGGUCAAACAAUAGCUGUGUCCUUGGCUUUGACAGAUGCAAUUUCACUUCUUAAAAGCAAAAUACAAGAGGAAACCGGUAUGCCACCCGCUAAGCAAAAAAUUUCCUAUGAGGGCAUGUUCUUCAAGGACAGUAACACUAUGGCGUAUUAUAAUUUGCUGAGUGGAGCAACUGUGCAUUUACAAAUAAAAGAACGUGGCGGUCGUAAAAAAUAAAGAAUUAUCAUUAAAUAAAUAAAAAAAUCCGUGAAAAAA